Phytophthora megakarya is the source of this 1032-nucleotide messenger RNA. Lineage: Eukaryota; Oomycota; Peronosporomycetes; Peronosporales; Peronosporaceae. The record is from the annotation of a GenBank genome assembly.
AUGACUGUGUUCAAGAGGUACAUCCCUGCCCCGAAUCAGAUGUCCCCUGUCCUGGGACGCGGCUCGUACAUUGACGAUAUCGCACAUCUAAGUUCGCCGAAGAGUGAAUUUGGAAAAUUGUCCAUUGCAUAUCUGUCACAUGAGAUUAGCGCUGAGGGAAUUAGGGCGACGCCGAAGAUCGCCAAGGGCGUUCAGGAUUUACCGUUCCAGACAACGAUGAAGGGGGUGCAACCCUUCUUGGGUAGACUGAACUACUAUUACAAAUUCAUCGAAGAUUACUCCGAGAUCGCGGCCUCCAUGUAUGAAAUCUUGGACGACCAAGUACUUUUAGAACGAGAUUUGUCAAGGGCAAAACAAGUGUUCGAAAUCUUGAAGCACAAGAACGUGUCGACCCCGGUAUUGUGGUACCCUGACAGGACCCAGCCGUUCGUCAUCAUACCCCAUGCGAACCAAUGGGCUGCUCAUCCAGCCCUGUGUCAAGAACAUGACGGCAUGAUCCAGCCAGGAUGCCUCUUCAUCGUGUAUACCAGACACUCAGUGCUGAAGUGGAUCAUGAAGUCCAAGACGGAUGGGAGGUGUGUGCCCUGGGGCAUGUUACUUUCGCAAUGGAACCUGGACAUCAGGAAAAUCCAACGAGACGAGUACGGGCUAGCCGCCGUCCUGGGUGCCGAUAUUACCCCUCGAGACCAUUUGGAUGAGAUUGCUGAGGAGCUCAUUCCUGUCAAGGAGCGCGCGAAACCGCCACCGGUGAUUAGUGUCGAAAUGUUAGAAGACACUCUUGAAGGCAUCGUGCUGAGUUUUAAUGGUGCCGCCAAGACGUCCACUCGGCAGGGUAGUUGUGGAUGCAUUUCGUGGGAACUCCCUGGAUGGAAAACUCUGGAUGCACAAGGUUUUAUCUUGGAAGACGUCACGGUGAAUGAUGCCGAAUACUGUGGGCUCUUGAAUGAGCUAACCAUGGCGGAGGUCAGAGGUGUUCGAGACCUCAUCCCGUCGGCGAUUCACGAAUCAGCAUUCAGCAAGUGCAGGGACUGA